This is a messenger RNA of Truncatella angustata, 2031 nucleotides long. RefSeq lists its product as uncharacterized. The record is from RefSeq and is a predicted model, not a curated record. Lineage: Eukaryota; Fungi; Ascomycota; Sordariomycetes; Amphisphaeriales; Sporocadaceae. The transcript is spliced from 9 exons. Gene Ontology annotation, molecular function: RNA binding. Bases 1 to 2031 code for a protein of 676 amino acids.
AUGGCUGAUUCGUUCAAGGGUCGUCGGCCUGCCAGCACUCAAGGCACCCGCCGCCCUGAUCACGGUGGUGUUUCAACCCAGCGAGGUGGUCUUACUUCGCCUAGUGCAAUCUCCAGCUCGUCUGAUGAUGAGGAAGGUGGCGCCCCUCUUUAUGCUGGCUUGCCUAAUAUUGGCAAUCGUAACGCUUCGGGUAACGCUUCGGGUAACGCUAUCUAUGCUCCUCCCCACUUGCGUCAGUCUCAAGACUCUAGCUUAGGCCAGGAUUUGGGCGGUAAUGCUCUAAGAACAGCUACUCGCUUCCAGCUUGGAAGUACCCCGGAUGAUAGCAACGUCUUCGAGGCCGCCAAUGCUCGUGCUAUUAAUAGCGAUCCUAUCACCACCGAUAUGGGUGCCACCAUUGUUCGAUCUGAGCGUUCUGAUGAGGCUACUCCUUGCGAUGACAACAUGUUAUCACAAGCAAGCUCUUACUCUACAGGUCGAAACCGUCAGAUCACUAGCGGUGCUUUGUUCGAUAGCCCUAUCCAUCGACCAUAUCGUGGAACCUCGCCUCCUCUGAUAGCUGCACUUGCCCUUCGCACAACCCCAACUGAGUCUAGCAACCGUCAUCAAAUUGGCGGUAUCGAUGCUCAGGUGUACUACUCACCUGGAGCUUGCGUUUUUGUCGCUAACUUGCCUGAGGGCGUUGACGAUACCCGUCUCGAAGCCGAAGUCACACGACAGUUCAGCCAUUACGGCACAGUCUUCGUCAAGAUCCGUCGCGAUGCACGAAACAUGCCCUUUGCCUUUUGUCAAUUCACUGAUGAAGCUGAUGCCCAACAGGCAUUAUUUGAUGGUCGAGGCCGUAUUAUCUACGGUCGUGCUUGCCGCACUGAGCGUGUUCGUGCUAAUCGUACCUAUAUCAUGUACCGAACUGAUGGCGAUGAUCUCGAGGAGGAAGAUGCUAGACAGGGCCUGUACGAUGCUGGAUUUUUGCAUCUCGAAAAGUGUGUGCAAUUGCCUACUGAGAUUCAGAACAAGCAGGGCCUGAGCCGUGCUGUCCUCGUUAAGCUGGAGAAAUUCGACCCUACUAAGGAGUUGCAUCAGGCUUUCAAAAACCACCACGAAUUCCGCGUCAUUACAUACGAUGAGCAUAAGAACGCACAGGGACCAAAGCCUGACCCUGCUAUGGUUUGGCUAAACCGUUACGAGGUCGAUCGUCGCUCUAUCUUUAUUGGCAAUCUUCCUAAUUACGUUGAGGAUCUUAGCGAUCAACUUCGCCAACUCCUUGACGAGGUUGGCGAUGUCGUCAACCUGCAGCUUAUUACAAGAGAGUCGCGAACUGGUGGCGACCCACACAUCUUUGGCUUUGCUGAGUUUACUCGACCUGAUAUGGCCGCACUCGCUGUCGAUCGUCUGGGUGGUCGCACUCUAUGGGGCCGCAAUGUUCGGAUUGAGCGUAAGGCUUCUCGCGAUGUUCCCUCCCGCCAACACCAGCGCCUCACACCGUCAGCUCGAGCUCGCCUCGAGUACCAGAGCCCCAAUCAUCGCCAAUUCGAGCAUCAUGACAAUAGCCUGAACUCUCCAGAAACCCCUCUUCAUUACAACACCCGCGACACCCUCCCGGUCUACCAAUCUCCGGCUCGCCAGUCUCCCGCUUACCAGUCUAAUACUAAUACUCCAAUGCCCGCCACUCUGGGCUGGAGCAAUUCAUACGGUCAUCAAGACUGGUCCAGCCCGCCUCCAUAUUACACUACCUCGCCUUAUGCCAACCUGCCUGGCUCGGCUGAGUAUCAAGCUGCAACCCCUCAGAUGCCGACUCCCUUUGCAUCUCAGGCUAUGGCAACACCCUACGGCUUGUUUCCGGCUUCCAACUACCAGUGGAUGUCCCCAUACAUGACCGACCUCAACCUUGCGCCCUUGGCCUGGGCACAGGCUUAUGGUCAUUUCCCCACCAAUGCUGGUGGUAGUGGUGAGGAGGAGGGUCCUGAUACACCUACUCGCAACCGUGACCGUGGUGAUGAUGGUGCCCGCCAAGGUAAUGACGAGGCUUAG